GCUCGCGCCUCUUUCCCUCCCUUUGUCCCGAAUAAGGGACGCCAUUGGCAGUGGCGUCGUUGCCGGGCUUUUCCAGGAUAUGGCGGUCCGGGUGUUCUGCAACCGCUGCUUUCAGCCGCCCGGCAGAUUCUCCUCGCAGUUUAGCUUGACGAGUUGUGGCCACGUGUUCUGCCACCUCUGCCUCCAGCGAGGUAAAAAGGAAGAAUGUUUGAUAUGUAGCACUCCGUGCCGUACAAUUUUACUUUCAAAACAAACUGAUUUUAAUAUUCAGGCAUUCUUUAUGGGAAUAGAUGGAUUAUGCAAGAAAUAUUCAAAAGAAACAUCACAGAUUUCAGAAUUUCAAGAAAAACACAGGAGGAGGUUGUUAACAUUCUAUAGAGAAAAGAUUUCAAAAUUAGAAGAAUCUCUUAAAACAUUAACACAGCAGAUACAACAGAUUCAAAGUAAGAGACCAUCUCAACAAACAGUGCAAUUACCUGUUUCUAAAACAGUAAAAAGUUCAGUUUUAACUCCUUCAGCAAAGCCAGUUGGAUAUUCUUCAUAUUCAUUCUUGCCAGCUUACUCUUCAGCCUCCCAAAUAGUGGAAUCAAUGGAUGUUGAUCUUUCACCUUCUCUAAUGACAAAACCUGAGGUAGCAGCAGGCCCUGCAAGGCUUUCACUGAUCAGUCCACCUCAAGAUGGACGUAUGGGAAGUGUUUCUUACAGAGGGCCCCAGCUAGUUGGACUUACUGCAAGUCAGAAUACCAUAUCAAGGACUCCACCAUCACAAAUUCCUUAUAAUGGACAUGUUCUGUCAUCCUCCUUGCAAAGUAGAACAGGAACAUGGGAUUCUUCUGGCUUCAGAAUUCCUCAGUUUACACCUCCUCCAUCUCAAUCCUCAGUGCCAAGACAGCCAAUUAGCAUAUCCAAUCUUCUACAGAGGCAAUGUUUAGGAUCUAAUCUUCUUGGAGGAAACACAGUAGCAAGAUGAGUGUGGCUUUGUGGUGAUUGUUUUCCAUUAAUUUUCAGGUGGAUCCCUCUAUCAACAUUUGUCCAUUAUUAUCUAUUAACUAUUAGCAAUUGAGUGUUAUACCUUUUUUGAUGCUAUAAUUAAGUGGAUAGUAUCAUUGAAUAAAGAAUUUUUUCCAUAUUUCUUACAAAAGCAAAUUUCUUUUUUUAAAAACCUUUGUGCAGAGUAAAAUUAUACUCCCUUAAAGUAUUAGCCUUAGGGAAAGAGGCUUUUAUUGUCCAGAUAACAGCUUAGGUUUUACAUUAUAGGCUUACCUUACAGACUUUCUGUGUGUUUUUCAUUUUGAAGAAACAUCAUCUGAUCUAUAGUAUAUGUGGAUACAUGUAAUAAUGAAUUAGUUGUACUGUUAUAUGAUGAUUCAUAAAAAUAUGGAUAACCACUUAAAAUUAACCAUUUUGUAUAUUCAGAAUUCCUAUUGGAGACACAUUUCCCCCCAUUAUUUAGUACAUAAGCCUAUUUGUGUACUGUUGUUGGUAUAUAGCUGAGAAACUGAGUAUCAGACCAGUUAGAGAGUGAACCUUAGUUCAAGUGACUGGAAGAACCUUGGUGUACUACUUAAUUUCUCAGUGCAACUCUAUAUUGCAUAGCAGUUGCCAGUCUGCAUUAAGAAAGGGAGUUAGUUUCCUUCCUGGGAGUUCUCCAUAUUAAUGGAAUCAGAGGUUUAGUCCUCAAACAUAAAGCUCUAUAUUGAUAAUAUUGGUGGGUUUCCUUCCUCUGUGAGAUCUAUGUUUUGUAAUUUUUAUUACACCUGGUCUAUACUAUAGAAUUUUAAAAGUGUUGAUCAAACUAUUUAACUGUUAAAAAGGUGGUAUUUUAAUUUCAUCAGUUAGCCAAGGAAAUAUUCAUGUUUAACAAUCGACAGUUUUGGAGCAUUUCUGAGUCACUAGUUCAACAAAAUGAAUAGAAAGAAAAAUAGUAUAAAACGCAAAUAGCCCAUGUUUGGCAUCAUCAUCCCUACUAAUGUCUUAAUGCUUAAAAAAUGUUAUCCUAUACAACACACACCAACAGAUCUGUCCAUAACAAGACAACAAAACCAACAGUCAAGAAAGUCUAAAGAAAAAGUUAUUUCUAAAAGAAACUAUAUUUCCCUUCUCUAAAGUGGUUGAGUCUUCUCCAAACUUGUUAGCAACUAAGAUAACUACAAAGCCCUGAAAUAAGGUCUAAACAAAGCAAGGCUGGCUGGUCAGGGCACCCAGAAACACAAUAGUGACAUAAUGCUGGCUGGUGGGAAAAAUCCAAGGCAGGCCUAGGUUGAAAGGAGGGGCAAAUAGGGAGAAGGGAAAAAGAGAAAAAGAAGGUGAACAUUGACCUAGUAUAGUGUCUGUCAUGGAGGCACUUAAUAAAAUACUUGUUGACUGAUUAGUGUGCCUGUCUUUCUAUGACUCUUCAAACAGUAAAUAUUCCUGUUUUUCAUCAUCUUUGUUAAUUUUCUGGUUGUAAUAAGACACAUAGUAGGUGCUUAAUAAAUUUUUAUUUACUGACUCUAAAAUGAAAAAACAAAAUUAUUGUCA
Monodelphis domestica (gray short-tailed opossum) is the source of this 2520-nucleotide messenger RNA. RefSeq names its product ring finger protein 212 (gene RNF212). The record is from RefSeq and is a predicted model, not a curated record. Gene Ontology annotation, cellular component: synaptonemal complex. NCBI's taxonomy places the organism in Eukaryota, Metazoa, Chordata, Mammalia, Didelphimorphia, Didelphidae. Gene Ontology annotation, molecular function: SUMO transferase activity. Gene Ontology annotation, biological process: protein sumoylation; homologous chromosome pairing at meiosis; reciprocal meiotic recombination.